AUGGCCGCGCUACCAUCAAAGGAGCAGAUAGCUUAUAUGAUAGCCCACAGCGACGAAAGCCUCGUGCCGAAUAUAAUUAUUUGCGUCUCUAUUUGCGGUAUUGCAUCUAUUGUAUUCAUCCUUCUCCGUCUCUAUUCGCAGUAUCUUGUAUCGCACAAGUUUCGUUUAACACAAAGUGAUAUUCUACUAUUGAUAGCUUGGGUCUUCUAUGUUGUAUACAGCAUCGGGCUGGGCAUGAUAACCAAAUACGGAGGAGGGCGUCAUGUUAUCAUGGUUACGGACAUGCGCUUGCUUAAUAUUUGGAAAAUUAUCGAUGAAGUAUCAUAUACCGCGUCUCUAGGAUUCCUGAAACUCGGUAUUAUUAGGUUAUACGGUAGCAUCUUCCGAUCGAGAACGUUCCAUAGAUUCCUAUGGGUAUUCGCCCUAUUGAUCAUUGCUUUUCACAUAGCAAUAUCCAUCGUUAAUAUUCUCGAAUGCAUUCCCAUCCAGUAUUAUUGGGACGUCACAAUUUCGGUUGGAUACUGCCUUAAUUAUGGGCUCUUCAUGCUUCUUGUUGGAAUCAUCAAUGUCAUUAUCGAUUUUAUCCUAGUGUUUUGCCCUAUUCCGAUGGUUUUACGUCUCCACACCUCCAAGCAGAAAAAGAGGCUCCUGAUAUUCACCUUCUGUAUGGGUGGAAGUGCUUGUAUCGUUUCUAUUGUUCGCCUUGCGUUCUCCUUGGAUUUUGACGCGACUGGUGAUCCCAGCUACGAUAACAUACGUUUGAGCCUUCUCUCACUUAUUGAGCUUGUGGCUGGCAUUCUUGAUACAUCAAUACCGACAUACUGGCCAUUAUUUCGACACAUUACGGCAAUAUGCAGUCCGUCUUUGAUUAAUUCAUCAGCCAACAUCGAUAGCAAAGAUAGCAAGUGGAACAGCGGUGGCAGUAUUCGCACUAGUCCUCAAAUUACUGCUGAUGUUUCGUCUGGGCAGCUUGAAAGCAAUAUUUCUGGUAUAAACGUGACGACACACGUUGAGCUUGCUAGAUAUACUAAUAUGGGAGGCAAUUGGAUUAGGGUUCCCGAUGAUAUCCAUAAAGGAUGGAAAUAGGGACAGAGAUACGAGGGAUCAUGACACUUGAUGACAUAUUUCUAUGGUAUAAAUGGAGCUAGUCAGGAACAGGUAU
This is a messenger RNA of Daldinia vernicosa, 1162 nucleotides long. RefSeq lists its product as uncharacterized. NCBI's taxonomy places the organism in Eukaryota, Fungi, Ascomycota, Sordariomycetes, Xylariales, Hypoxylaceae. The record is from RefSeq and is a predicted model, not a curated record. The coding region runs from base 1 to 1086 and encodes 361 amino acids. The transcript has 3 exons.